AUGCAGGAAGAUUCGAAACUUCAUAUAGUGGAAACAGCGGACGAUGAUGAGAACACAUCAUUGGAGGAGGGAGUUGAAGCUGGUAAUUUGCGCGAGCAAAGCGGUCAGACGCCUGCUCAUGAGGCAGCAGUAGCAGCAUCAGCAACAACUCCAUCUAAUAAGGUGAUACACCACGAGGAAUUAUUACUUUCUCAAAGUGAAAUUGAGUGA
This is a messenger RNA of Anisakis simplex (herring worm), 210 nucleotides long. Lineage: Eukaryota; Metazoa; Nematoda; Chromadorea; Rhabditida; Anisakidae. The record is from the annotation of a GenBank genome assembly.